Molecule: messenger RNA, 1576 nt
Organism: Pseudonaja textilis
Lineage: Eukaryota; Metazoa; Chordata; Lepidosauria; Squamata; Elapidae
Gene: RBKS
Product: ribokinase
Biological process (GO): D-ribose metabolic process
Cellular component (GO): cytosol
Molecular function (GO): ribokinase activity
Source: RefSeq, a predicted model, not a curated record
UAGGUGGUCUUGCGCGCGCCUGACUGAAUACGGUUUUUAUAAACGGCGAGGGGUGAUGGUACGGCAAGCUUCUGUAGGCGCGAAUUAGCGUGAAAACGUGGUUAAAAAACGUGAUCAGGCGUUUUAAAGGGGUAGCCUAAUAGAAACGUGAAGGAUUCCACACGUAAAGCGGAUUGGUAAAGGAAUAACAGGCGGAUAGUGCUGAGAACGGCUGGAGGAAAGGCAGGUUAAAGGUCACGUGGUGGAGGAAAAAAAGAGGUUUCUUGUAAGUGGCUCCUUGCUCCGUUCUUAGCAUGGUAGUGGCAGAAAUCGUCGUGGUGGGAUCCUGUAUGACUGAUCUAGUGAGCCUUACUAAACGUCUACCAAAAGUUGGAGAAACCAUACAUGGGUAUAAAUUUUUCACUGGAUUUGGGGGGAAAGGUGCCAACCAGUGUGUUCAGGCAGCUCGGCUUGGAGCUAAAACUUCAAUGAUUUGCAAGGUUGGGAAGGAUUCUUUUGGUAAUGACUACAUUGAAAACUUUAAAAAAAAUGGGAUUCCAACAGAAUUUGUAAAUCAGACAGAAGAUGCCGCAACAGGAGCUGCUUCAAUCAUGGUCAAUAGUAAAGGAGAAAACUUUAUUGUAAUUGUUGCAGGAGCGAAUUUACUUCUGAAUUCCAGUGAUUUAAAAAGGGCUGCUCAUGUCAUCUCUGAAGCCAAAGUGAUGGUCUGCCAACUCGAAAUAACCCCAGCAAUUUCUUUAGAAGCAUUAAAAAUGGCUCAUACCCAUGGAGUGAAGACUUUAUUUAAUCCUGCUCCAGCAAUUGCUGACCUAGACUCACAAUUUUACACUUAUUCCGACAUCAUCUGCUGCAAUGAAAGUGAGGCAGAAAUUCUAACAGGAAUUGCAGUUGGUAAUGCUGGAGAUGCUGGACAAGUUGGACUUAAAUUGUUAGAGAGAGGCUGUAGGACUGCCAUCAUAACUUUGGGACCAGAGGGUUGUGUGGUAGUCUCCAAAGAGGAACCAACACCAAAUCAUAUUCCUGUCAAGAAAAUCUCUGCUGUGGAUACUACGGGAGCUGGUGACAGUUUUGUUGGAGCACUAGCAUUCUACCUGGCUCACUACCCCAAUAUGCCUCUGCAUGAAAUGCUGAGGAGAAGUAACUUCAUAGCAUCCAUUAGCACUCAAACAACCGGGACACAGACUUCCUACCCUUACAGAAAGGAUCUGCCACAAAACCUAUUUUAAGCUGCGGUUUAACACAUUUGAUUUUUCUCUGCUCAAACUUUUUAAACAAAUGCCAACUACAUGGAUGCCAGAAUGAAGAUGGUACAAAUUGCAUAUUGUUUCUUAGCCUUAUCCUGAAUGAGACACACAUGGUGUGACACACUGCAAUUCCAAUUUAGGAUACAGCAUUUCAGCUUUACAGUGAGAUUAUUUCCAUGUCUUAGUCACCUAAGCAAGGACCCUUUUAUUACUGUAUGUUUUAAAAUUGUGAUCCUACCCCGAGAAUAAAUUUUUUGUGCCAUUUGGAAAUUCUUUGUUUGCACUGAAUGAAACAGGAUGAUCAAAGCAGAAAGAACUAUUUAAUAUAUUGA